Messenger RNA from Closterium sp. NIES-67, 303 nucleotides. Lineage: Eukaryota; Viridiplantae; Streptophyta; Zygnematophyceae; Desmidiales; Closteriaceae. The record is from the annotation of a GenBank genome assembly.
ACCAUGACCAUGAAUGACAGCUGGAGUUAGAGGAGCUAAGGAAACAAUUUGGCUAUCUGCUCGAGAAAGAAAGAAAGAAGAAGAAGAAGAAGAAGAAGAAGAAGAAGAAGAAGAAGAAGAAGAAGAAGAAGAAGAAGAAGAAGAAGAAGAAGAAGAAGAAGAAGAAGAAGAAGAAGAAGAAGAAGAAGAAGAAGAAGAAGAAGAAGAAGAAGAAGAAGAAGAAGAAGAAGAAGAAGAAGAAGAAGAAGAAGAAAUAAAUAAAAAAAUCCAGCCCUAGCUCAUCUCUAUUCGCAUCACCGAUAC